GACAGGGAGGCUGCCUGGGGCAGCGCACUGCGCUCUGUUUAUGUAGUAUAACCGUGGUAAUGGGAGGUUUUUAAGAUUUCUGCUUUUCUGUACAAGGGGAAAGGAGGAGACGUAUAAAGCGGAAAGACUUCCUACUGUCUCAUUGUUUUAAAUGUUCACUACUCCGUUAGUGAAGUGCUUUUUAAGUUCCGAAAUACUGAUUUUUUUCUGUACCGCCAUGUUGGGUCUAGAGGAAGCUCGCGAGAUGCGAGUGGGUUUGUAUCGCGAGAUCUCUCGAUUCUCGCGGGACCUCGUUGGCAGAGCAGUUGUCCUGGAUGGCGGAGCCUUGGGUUCCGGGGGCCUGGGACCUGCAACUCUUUCUACAAGAUAUCAAGUUAUUCUAGUACAACCAUAUAAAUAAAUAAUACCUGAAGUCUCAGUGUAACAUGGACAAUUAACAGUGAUGACAGAUAAAUACAGACGCAUGGGGAUCAAAUACUAGGCGAAACGCUUUUUAAAAGAAAGAAAUUUAGGAGGUUCUAGUAUUCUUCAUGGCUGAAGCUGAGAGAGUCUGAAACCCUGAUGCUUAAGCUCCAUUCUAGAUCAUAGCUCCAACUCCUUCAGGAUAUAAGGAAAAGAGAUUAUAUUUCCACAAUGAUAGAUCUUUGGUUGUACAGGUUUCCCAAUGAGUGGAUCAUGAUGACCGUAUUGUAGGGACUUGCCAUAGUAUGGCUGCUUCCCGAUCUACUCGUGUUACAAGAUCAACAGUGGGGUUAAACGGCUUGGAUGAAUCUUUUUGUGGUAGAACUUUAAGGAAUCGUAGCAUUGCGCAUCCUGAAGAAAUCUCUUCUAAUUCUCAAGUACGAUCAAGAUCACCAAAGAAGAGACCAGAGCCUGUGCCAAUUCAGAAAGGAAAUAAUAAUGGGAGAACCACUGAUUUAAAACAGCAGAGUACCCGAGAAUCAUGGGUAAGCCCUAGGAAAAGAGGACUUUCUUCUUCAGAAAAGGAUAACAUAGAAAGGCAGGCUAUAGAAAAUUGUGAGAGAAGGCAAACAGAACCUGUUUCACCAGUUUUAAAAAGAAUUAAGCGUUGUCUUAGAUCUGAAGCACCAAACAGUUCAGAAGAAGAUUCUCCUAUAAAAUCAGACAAGGAGUCAGUAGAACAGAGGAGUACAGUAGUGGACAAUGAUGCAGAUUUUCAAGGGACUAAACGAGCUUGUCGAUGUCUUAUACUGGAUGAUUGUGAGAAAAGGGAAAUUAAAAAGGUGAAUGUCAGUGAGGAAGGGCCACUUAAUUCUGCAGUAGUUGAAGAAAUCACAGGCUAUUUGGCUGUCAAUGGUGUUGAUGACAGUGAUUCAGCUGUUAUAAACUGUGAUGACUGUCAGCCUGAUGGGAACACUAAACAAAAUAGCAUUGGUUCCUAUGUGUUACAGGAAAAAUCAGUAGCUGAAAAUGGGGAUACGGAUACCCAAACUUCAAUGUUCCUUGAUAGUAGGAAGGAGGACAGUUAUAUAGACCAUAACGUGCCUUGCACAAAUUCACAAGUGCAGGUCAAGUUGGAGGACCACAAAAUAGUAACUGCCUGCUUGCCUGUGGAACAUGUUAAUCAGCUGACUACUGAGCCAGCUACAGGGCCCUUUUCUGAAACUCAGUCAUCUUUAAGGGAUUCUGAGGAGGAAGUAGAUGUGGUGGGAGAUAGCAGUGCCUCAAAAGAGCAGUGUAAAGAAAACACCAAUAACGACCUGGACACAAGUCUUGAGAGUAUGCCAGCCUCUGGAGAACCUGAACCAUCUCCUGUUCUAGACUGUGUUUCAGCUCAAAUGAUGUCUUUAUCAGAACCUCAAGAACAUCGUUAUACUCUGAGAACCUCACCACGAAGGGCAGCCCCUACCAGAGGUAGUCCCACUAAAAACAGUUCUCCUUACAGAGAAAAUGGACAAUUUGAGGAGAAUAAUCUUAGUCCUAAUGAAACAAAUGCAACUGUUAGUGAUAAUGUAAGUCAAUCUCCUACAAAUCCUGGUGAAAUUUCUCAAAAUGAAAAAGGGAUAUGUUGUGACUCUCAAAAUAAUGGAAGUGAAGGAGUAAGUAAACCACCCUCAGAGGCAAGACUCAAUAUUGGACAUUUGCCAUCUGCCAAAGAGAGUGCCAGUCAGCACAUUACAGAAGAGGAAGAUGAUGAUCCUGAUGUUUAUUACUUUGAAUCAGAUCAUGUGGCACUGAAACACAACAAAGAUUAUCAGAGACUAUUACAGACGAUUGCUGUACUCGAGGCUCAGCGUUCUCAAGCAGUCCAAGACCUUGAAAGUUUAGGCAGGCACCAGAGAGAAGCACUGAAAAAUCCCAUUGGAUUUGUGGAAAAACUCCAGAAGAAGGCUGAUAUUGGGCUUCCAUAUCCACAGAGAGUUGUUCAAUUGCCUGAGAUCGUAUGGGACCAAUAUACCCAUAGCCUUGGGAAUUUUGAAAGAGAAUUUAAAAAUCGUAAAAGACAUACUAGAAGAGUUAAGCUAGUUUUUGAUAAAGGUUUACCUGCUAGACCAAAAAGUCCUUUAGAUCCUAAGAAGGAUGGAGAGUCCCUUUCAUAUUCUAUGUUGCCUUUGAGUGAUGGUCCAGAAGGCUCAAGCAGUCGUCCUCAGAUGAUAAGAGGACGCUUGUGUGAUGAUACCAAACCUGAAACAUUUAACCAAUUGUGGACUGUUGAAGAACAGAAAAAGCUGGAACAGCUACUCAUCAAAUACCCUCCUGAAGAAGUAGAAUCUCGACGCUGGCAGAAGAUAGCAGAUGAAUUGGGCAACAGGACAGCAAAACAGGUUGCCAGCCGAGUACAGAAGUAUUUCAUAAAGCUAACUAAAGCUGGCAUUCCAGUACCAGGCAGAACACCAAACUUAUAUAUAUACUCCAAAAAGUCUUCAACAAGCAGACGACAGCACCCUCUUAAUAAGCAUCUCUUUAAGCCUUCCACUUUCAUGACUUCACAUGAACCGCCAGUGUAUAUGGAUGAAGAUGAUGACCGAUCUUGUUUUCAUAGCCACAUGAACACUGCUGUUGAAGAUGCAUCAGAUGACGAAAGUAUUCCUAUCAUGUAUAGGAAUUUACCUGAAUAUAAAGAACUAUUACAGUUUAAAAAGUUAAAGAAGCAGAAACUUCAGCAAAUGCAAGCUGAAAGUGGAUUUGUGCAACAUGUGGGCUUUAAGUGUGAUAACUGUGGCAUAGAACCCAUCCAGGGUGUUCGGUGGCAUUGCCAGGAUUGUCCUCCAGAAAUGUCUUUGGAUUUCUGUGAUUCUUGUUCAGACUGUCUACAUGAAACAGAUAUUCACAAGGAAGAUCACCAAUUAGAACCUAUUUAUAGGUCAGAGACAUUCUUAGACAGAGACUACUGUGUGUCUCAGGGCACCAGUUACAAUUACCUUGACCCAAACUACUUUCCAGCAAACAGAUGACAUGGAAGAGAACAUCAUUUACUAGUCCUCUUCAACACAUAGCAAUGGUAUCAUUGUUAAUUAUGUGCACAGUUUGGAAAGAUUCUCUGCUUUCCCAGAAAUGACACUCACAGCAUGAGAGCUUCCUGAGUGUUCUCGUCAAGUACAGCUCUGCACCGUUGUGGCUCUAGAUCACUGUUCAGCAGCUGAACAUUCCUGGUGAGCAAAGGUUUCCCUGGUGAAUUUUUCACCACUGCGUUUUAGGUGGUGAUCUUAAAUGGGUGAGAUGGAAUGAGAGCACACAUUAAAGAGAGAGUAAAUUCCAAAGGUUUCAAAGAACUUGGUCAUAAAUAUGAUAAUGAGAAGACAAAGUAUUUAUAUUAAAACAGUUUAGUAGCCUUCAGUUUUGUGAAAAUAGUUUUCAGCACAGAAACUGACUUCUUUAGACAAAGUUUUAACCAAUGAUGGUGUUUGCUUCUAGGAUAUACACUUUAAAAGAACUCACUGUCCCAGUGGUGGUCAUUGAUGGCCUUUAGUAAAUUGGAGCUGCUUAAUCAUAUUGAUAUCUAAUUUCUUUUAACCACAAUGAAUUGUCCUUAAUUACCAACAGUGAAGCACUACAGGAGGCAACUGUGGCAUUGCUUCCUUAACCAGCUCAUGGUGUGUGAAUGUUAUAAAAUUGUCACUCAGAUAUAUUUUUUAAAUGUAAUGUUAUAUAAGAUGAUCAUGUGAUGUGUACAAACUAUGGUGAGAAGUGCCAGUGGUAGUAACUGUGUAAAGUUUCUAAUUCACAACAUUAAUUCCUUUAAAAUACACAGCCUUCUGCCUCUGUAUUUGGAGUUGUCAGUACAACUCAUCAAAGAAAACUGCCUAAUAUAAAAAUCAUAUAUAUGGUAAUAAUUUCCCUCUUUUGUAGUCUGCACAAGAUCCAUAAAAGAUUGUAUUUUUAUUACUAUUUAAACAAGUGAUUAAAUUUAGUCUGCACAGUGAGCAAGGGUUCACAUGCAUUCUUUUAUACUGCUGGAUUUUGUUGUGCAUCAUUUAAAACAUUUUGUAUGUUUCUUCUUAUCUGUGUAUACAGUAUGUUCUUGAAUGAUGUUCAUUUGUCAGGAGAACUGUGAGAAAUAAACUAUGUGGAUACUGUCUGUUUAUAUUA
Molecule: messenger RNA, 4551 nt
Organism: Pan troglodytes (chimpanzee)
Lineage: Eukaryota; Metazoa; Chordata; Mammalia; Primates; Hominidae
Gene: ZZZ3
Product: zinc finger ZZ-type containing 3
Exons: 14
Coding region: 708-3416 (902 amino acids)
Molecular function (GO): zinc ion binding
Source: RefSeq, a predicted model, not a curated record